Lagopus muta (rock ptarmigan) is the source of this 2426-nucleotide messenger RNA. RefSeq lists its product as uncharacterized. Bases 382 to 1131 code for a protein of 249 amino acids. Lineage: Eukaryota; Metazoa; Chordata; Aves; Galliformes; Phasianidae. The record is from RefSeq and is a predicted model, not a curated record. The transcript is spliced from 2 exons.
GCUUCUCCGGGCUGUGGUGGGUGUGUGCUCAGGGCCUGGCUGGGCCUCUCGGCAGGGCAGAGCUGCAGGUGACAUCGGGCUGAAGCCAGGCUGCAGUGACAGCUGUGCCAGGCUGCAUGAGGCCCGUGGGCCGCAGAUUGGACAUGCCUGACCCAGAGCAUCCCCCGAGUCCCCAGCCCACCGUGGCUCAGGAUUUCUCCCUGUUUUGCAGGUGCUGAGAGACAGGCAGCCAGACACAGCAGCUCCCAGUGCGAGCCACUGCACCCCUGCAGGAAGGCCGACCAGGAGCUCCAGCAGCUGGUCCUGUCAGGGCUGCCUGGGUGCAAGGCUGUGCUGGGCCCUGACUUCUGGCAAGCGGCCUGGAGGGACCUGGAAGAACUGAUGAAGCAGAACAGCCUGUCGUGCCACUGUUGCAGCUCCUCUGAGGGCCAGGUUGAGGCACAGGGGCAUCCCAGGAAGAGGCAGCAGCACCACCAGGGCCAGCCUGAGGAGUCAGCAAAGAUUCUUUUGCCUCUGUGCGCAGCACCUGAGGAGACAGAAUGUCCAGCAGCUAGAGCAGCACUUCCUGGCCCAGCCAAAGCAGCACGGCUAAACAACAGCAGCAGUCAAACGGGCACCUCAGACCUGGAUGUGGCUGACAUUAAAGCUACCAGGGCAGUGCCAAAACUGCAGGUCAAUCAGGUGACUUGCGGGAAGCUCUCCAUGCACACAGACAGAAAAUGCCUGGACCUAAAGUUUCAACUCUCCCUUGUGACAGUGCAGAAGUCCACAGAACCUCUGCAACACUUACCGCCAACACAGGAUGCCCCGCUCUCCACACCCAAGACGAAGUGCCCCCUCCAUCCUGACCAGGUCAGGAGGCAGCAGUGUAGGGCCAAGGCACCAGGAUCCUGCCUGGUGCCCACGUACUUCCACAGCUGUGAGGCUCCGUUCCUGACCGAGGAGGAGCGUGAGACCCUGGAGCUGCACAUCCGCUCUCUGAAGCUGAAGCACCUUGGCCUCAUUUCAGGCCAUCCGCUGCAGCCAGCAGUGUCCUGGGAGAAACAGUCCACCAGCACAUAUGUGACUGCACCAUCUGGGGCAGACUGGAUUAAGGCAGGCCCCAAAAGAGACAAGUGGUGUCCCUGGUAGAAGAAGUGCCCUAGGAGAAGCAAGAGCAGCUGGAGCACCAAAGCAGAAGGCAGCAGCUCUCCACCUGGCAGUGUAACGUUCUGUGGAGCACAAAAGAGUAUCACCACCUGACGCAGCUCAUCAUCACAGCCCUGCAGUGACCCUGUCUGUGGCUCCAAGAAAUCGUGCCACUCGCACCGUGCCCAGGAUGCUGCUGCCAUACCCACUGACAAGAAGGUCUACGUAGUCUGGGCGAAGAUGUGCUCAAUGCCCUAAAUGUCUGUCUCUAAGCCCAUCCAUCUUGCUUGUAAGGAGAGGAAGGGCCAGGCUCAGCAGCUCUUCUCUUUAAAAAAAUCUGUAUUUUUUUAAAUAAAUAAGCUUAUUUACUUGUGCCACCAAGAUGCGAGCUGUGCCCUUUUCACCUGCCAGCACUAGUCACCCACACUGCUCCUCCCCAGAGCUGCUCUGGGGGCCCAGCCAGGAGGCUGCUGUCCUAGAGGCUGAGCAGUGCUGAGACAAAUUUGAAUCACAGAUCAUAGAAUCACAAGGUUGGAAGGGACCUACAAGAUCACCUAGUCCAACCGUCCUCCCAAGACCAUUGCUACCAUAAGCUACUAAACCAUACCUCGUAGCUCCUCAUCCAGGCGCCUCUUGAACACUGCCAGGGACGGCGACUCCACCACUUCCCUGGGCAGCCAUUCCUGUGCCUGACCACUCACUCAGAGAAAAAGCUUUUCCUUAUGUCUAAUCUAAAUCUCCUCUGGUACCCCAUUUUUAAAAACGGUAAAAAGAAUGACUCCAUGUACUACCAAUAUGUCAGUCUCACCUCUGUGCCAAGGAAGAUGGUGGAACAGAUCCUCCUGGAUGGCAUGCUUAAGCCACAUGGAAGGCAGUGAGUUUAUAUGGGAGAACCACCAUGGCCUCACCAAGGGCAAAUCCUGCUUGACCAACCUGGUGGCCAACUUGUUGUCAAUUCCUCGGGUCGUGUUAGUUACCUGGGAGAAGAGGCCAAACCCCUCCUCAUCACAGCCUCCCUUCAGGAAUUUGUAGCCUACAAUGAGGUCUCCCCUGAGCCUCCUCUUCUACAGUCUACACAAUCCCAGCUCCCUCAGCCGCUCCUCAUAAGACUUGUGCUCACCAGUUUCAUUUCCACGUUCCAGAGCCUUCAUAUCUUUCUUGUAUUGAAGUUCCCAAAACUGAACACAGAACUCAAGAUGCGGCUUCACCAGUGCUGAGCACAGGCUGAUCAUUACCUCCCUACUCCUGCUGACCUCAGUAUUUCUAACGCAGGCCAGGAUGGCACUGGGCCUCUUGGC